AUGGCAUAUUUAACUCAUAAACAUAACUUUGUUAAUCAAGCAUGGCAACAUAGUGUACGUGUUUGUCUUCAAAAAAAGAUGCUGGCCUAUUUGCAGAGCGAUUCAAGUGCAACUUGUUCGGAAAUAAAAAAGCAGGGUUUCGAUUCACAUACCAGCUGUUAUCUUCAACCCGAUCCUAAUCAUUCGGAGCUUUCAUUUUGCCAUCUCCCAUCGCAAGAUAUUGGACAAAUCAUGUGGAUUGCCAAAGGAGUCAUAUUUGAACGAGCUAUGUGGUCCCAACUUGCUCAAUUAAUCAAACACUGUGCUAGUCAGAUUCUACAAGGCUAA
This is a messenger RNA of Rotaria sp. Silwood2, 327 nucleotides long. The record is from the annotation of a GenBank genome assembly. NCBI's taxonomy places the organism in Eukaryota, Metazoa, Rotifera, Eurotatoria, Philodinida, Philodinidae.